This is a messenger RNA of Striga asiatica, 366 nucleotides long. NCBI's taxonomy places the organism in Eukaryota, Viridiplantae, Streptophyta, Magnoliopsida, Lamiales, Orobanchaceae. The record is from the annotation of a GenBank genome assembly.
AUGGAGCUCUUCGUCGACGUUGUCACGACGACCGACGAGAACUUUUGCGCCCUAUGCACCAACGAGAAGGACGUCGGCAAAUAUGGCAAUCCCCUCCACCACAAAGCGUCAUCCUUCCAUCGUGUAAUCCCCAAUUUCAUUUGUCAGUGCAGUGACUUCACUGCGGGUAACGACGGCAAGUCGAUCUAUGACGCCAAGUUUACCGACGAGAACAUCAUGAGAAAGCACACCGGGACCUGUCGAUGGCGAAGGACGAAGUGGCUUGACAACAAGCACGUGGUGUUCGGGCAGGUGGUGGAGGAGUACGACAUAUUGAAGGCGGUGGAGAAUGUCGGGUCAGGGAGCUACCGGACCUCGAGACGGGUG